UACCAGGAUAUACACUCCAAAAAAAAAAAAGAUAACGAAUAAUAAACACGAAAUAAAUUAAAAAUUAUGUCAGAAAUAAAUGCAAGUACUUAUGAGCUAAUGUAAACAAUAUUAUUUUAAAGACAUGGCGGUUUAUGCGGCUCAUCUAACACGAACGCUUCAAGGCACGCCGUCGGUUUUUCAAGUUACAGCUCAGGAAGCUUUGGGUGCUACCGUCAAGCCAGCUUUACGGAAACUUGUUGAGUACUUAGCAUCAGUGUACCCAAAGAAUAAGUGGAGUGAGAGAUGGUAUGAUGAACUGUAUCUGUUGAUGGACUGCAGCCUACAGUACCACUAUCUAAAACAUUAUGCUGCGUCAUUCUCUGAAUGUUUCUAUGGUUUAAUGAGAGUCCCAUUAACAAGCAACAAUGAGUUCAGUACUGGUCACCGAUUACCAGUUCCACUGGAAAAGGGCUCAUUGGCAUUACUUGUUCUCCUUUCUUACUUCAAGGACAAAGUGGAGAAGAUGGUAAACCAGUGGAGAGAAGAUAAUGAGGAUGGGAGAUUAGGAAAGAGUAACUCAGACAAGGCCCGCAAAGCAGCAGUCCACCUAUACUCUUUAACUCAUCUAGUCUCUGAGGCAGCCAAACUUAUAAUCCUUGCUCGGUACCUCAUAGGAUCUUCUCGUUCUCCCUCACCAUCGUUACUUCUGUUGGGUCUUACGCUGACUAAUGCCCCACCACCAGAACCUGAAGAAAAUACCUGGAGUGAUCUGGGUAGAAACUUACUGAAAGGACAUAUUGGGAGCGCCACAAUAACUUUCCCAAUGGUUUGGGGCGCUAUGGCAGGCGCAGUGCAGUGGGGGGCAUUCUUCGUCCAAUUCCUGCGCUGGUGGGAGACUCGACCUGGACUAACUAUGGAUUCGCUUCCCUCACCUCCUCCCCCGACUCGUGAUGAAAAGGCAGUGCGUUACACAAAUAAAUGUCCCGUUUGUCUGCAGUCUUGGAAGGUGCCUACUGUAUUGCCAGUAUCAGGGUAUAUUUUCUGCUAUUCGUGUAUCGCGCGACACCUGCGCGCUAACCAAAUAUGUCCUGUGACGAUGCUUCCAGCUACUGAAAGAUCUCUAGUGAGACUGUAUAUAGAUACCUAAAUUUAGCUAGAUAGCAUUGUUACCAAAAUCGAUUAUAAAAUAAUAUAUGAAUAAUAUUUAUAUUUUUUUUAAUGUUUGUUAAAACAUUAGGAAAUAUUCUAAGCAUAAUUACUAAGAUUUGUAUAUAAAUAUGACAGACUGAUAAUGGGAUUUCAAUGUUUAUGGUUUUUGAUUUUAACUAUAAUCAACGUGAACGAAAUUGAAUACUUUCUAUACAAAAACUUGAUGCGUAUUUGGUAAAACAGCACGAACCAUACAAUAAUCGGUAUUCUUAAUUUGGAAACGCUGCGUCAUCAAUAUUUUAUUAACAAGAUGUUUAUAUAUAGUAGAUCUGUGAAGACAUUCACAGAUUCAGAUUCUACGUAGUUUUUCUGUCCACCCAGAAGUCGAACAAAUGUAAAACUUAUAAAAGAUAUUGUUCACACAACACAACAAAUUUUAAAAAGUGGAAACUAUGAAUUUAUGAUAUGACCAAGCUGCUGACAAAAUAUGUACAUAUACAAAAACAAGCAGCCCAUACAAAAUAGCUUUAAGUAUUGCGAUUUAAAUCAAUUCCUCUGUCCUUUUCUUUAGUUUGAAAAUAGCUAAAUAGACUGAUUAAUUUGUUCUAGAAAUCAGACACUGACGUUAAUUUAUGAUUUAAAGAUUGAGAAUGUGUCUAUAUUCUUGUAUAUCAUACAAGUUCUUACAUUUAAAUUAUUGCUUUUGUUUUCAUUUAUAGAUUUUAGAGAAACAUAAGAUACAUAUAGUUGUACAAAAUUUAUUUAUUAUUGAAAAUAUGUUACUUGUUGACUGCACUUGAUGUGGUGCAUAUAUAGGGGCUGUGGUUAUAAUAAAUUAUACAAUCUUUUA
This is a messenger RNA of Pieris rapae (cabbage white), 1981 nucleotides long. RefSeq names its product peroxisome assembly protein 12 (gene Pex12). Bases 125 to 1129 code for a protein of 334 amino acids. Gene Ontology annotation, biological process: protein monoubiquitination; protein import into peroxisome matrix. The transcript has 7 exons. Gene Ontology annotation, cellular component: peroxisomal membrane; peroxisomal importomer complex. Gene Ontology annotation, molecular function: protein binding; ubiquitin-protein transferase activity; zinc ion binding. Lineage: Eukaryota; Metazoa; Arthropoda; Insecta; Lepidoptera; Pieridae. The record is from RefSeq and is a predicted model, not a curated record.